AUGAAGAACGGAGUUUCCACAUUGAGCGCGACAGUAUUAGAGGCACAUGCGCUUGGUAAUACCAAGAUGUUUGACGUCAAGGUCUUUUGCAAAGGCAAGAGUAUUUCAGUGUACAAGAGCAAGGAGGAUUUCAAGAGUGUAUUGAACAUGUUUCGUCUUGUUGGUGCCAUGAGUCGUGGCAAGAGUGAUCGAUGUGAGAUCUGUGUCGCUUGUAGUACUAUGAGUCCGCUGCGUGUAUGCGACGAGGACUCUCUCGACACGUUUCUGGGCAACGUGCUGGCUAAAUUGCGAAAGGCUAAACCUGACGCCAUUGAGCAAUGCAGUACGCACCGUGGUGUCGUGCAGAUUCUCAUGAAUUUUCUCAAUGUGCGCAAUGGCAAGUACUUUUGUGAGCUGACGCCAGAAAUGGAGAAAGAGUUAUCACCCAUGAGCAAUCAGCAACAGGACGACAUGGAUUUGGAACAUCCAGUAUCAAGGUGCUCGCUCAAUCGCACUCUGUCGGAGCAAUUUGCAGCAAGCGAUUCAGUAUGCUAG
Messenger RNA from Peronospora belbahrii, 534 nucleotides. The record is from the annotation of a GenBank genome assembly. Lineage: Eukaryota; Oomycota; Peronosporomycetes; Peronosporales; Peronosporaceae.